UUGGUUUCCACGGUGAUUCAUCCCGGUGACAGUAGCUCGCAGGAGUGGCGAGCCGCUCUCAGUCGGGUUUAAGUAGCGCAGAAGUGGUUGAAACUCGUUUCUCUUCUUUCUCUCUUUUCAGGAAGGCGCAGUGAAAUCCGCGACCGCCCGGAGUACACGUCUCUCCUUUGGAAACACUUUAAAAAAAAAAAAAUUUAACACUUCCUUGCUCAGAGCCGGGAAAACGGACAGAAAAAUGCCCAAAGCGGUCAAUGUUCGUGUCACCACCAUGGACGCUGAGCUGGAAUUUGCCAUCCAGCCCAGCACCACCGGCAAGCAGCUGUUUGACCAGGUGGUAAAAACCAUCGGCUUGCGUGAGGUCUGGUACUUCGGGCUUCAGUAUGUGGACGGCAAAGGUUACCACACUUGGCUAAAACUGGACAAAAAGGUGUCCUCUCAGGAUGUGAAGAAGGAGAACCCGCUGCAGUUCAAGUUUCGUGCCAAGUUCUUCCCCGAGGACGUUGCAGAUGAGCUGAUCCAGGACAUCACCCAGAAGCUCUUUUUUAUGCAGGUGAAGGAGAGCAUCCUGAGCGACGAGGUCUACUGCCCGCCCGAGACAGCCGUGCUGCUGGCCUCCUACUCUGUUCAGGCCAAGUUUGGAGACUACGAUAAAGAAGUCCACCGGCCUGGGUACCUGCUGUCUGAGCGCCUGCUGCCACACAGAGUCCAAGAGCAACACAAGUUAUCCAAAGAACAGUGGGAGGAGAGGAUCCAAGUGUGGCAUGAGGAGCACCACGGGAUGCUGAAGGAGGAUGCUAUGCUGGAGUAUCUGAAAAUUGCCCAGGACCUUGAAAUGUACGGAGUCAACUACUUUGACAUCAAGAAUAAGAAGGGAACAGAGCUGCGUCUGGGAGUGGACGCUCUGGGACUCAACAUUUAUGAGAAGGAUGACAAACUGACCCCAAAGAUUGGCUUCCCCUGGAGUGAGAUCAGAAACAUUUCCUUCAAUGAUAAGAAAUUCAUCAUCAAGCCUAUUGACAAGAAAUCUCCGGACUUUGUGUUUUACGCCCCGAGACUGCGCAUAAACAAGCGCAUCCUGCAGCUGUGCAUGGGCAACCACGAGCUGUACAUGCGUCGCCGCAAACCGGACACGAUUGAGGUGCAGCAGAUGAAGGCCCAGGCCAAAGAGGACAAGCAGCAGAAACAGAUGGAGAGGGCCCAUCUGGAGAAUGAGAAGAAGAAGAGAGAGGCCAUUGAGAGGGAGAAGGAGCAGAUGGAGCGAGAGAAGCAGGACCUGGUGAUGAGGCUCUACCAGUUUGAGGAGAAGACCAAGAAGGCAGAGAAAGAUUUGCAGGAGCAGCUGCAGAGAGCCAUGAUGCUGGAGCAGGAGCGGAGGAGAGCAGAGGAGGAGGCAGCUCGUCUGGAGGCAGAGCGUCAGGCUGCCCUGCUGGCUAAAGAGGAGCUGGCCCAGCACGCUGAGCAACAGAAGAAGAGUCAGGAGCAGCUGACUGCUGAGCUGGAGGAGCACACAGCAAAGAUCAGGCAGCUCGAGGAGGCCAAGAAACAUAAGGAGGAGGAGGCCAACUCCUGGCAGCUCAGGGCCCGCGAGGCCCAGGACGAUCUGAUUAAGACCAGGGAGGAGCUGCACAUGGCGAUGACGACGCCCCUGCCUCCUCCGCCUCCCCCCAUGUACGACCACCUCAUGGAUGACAACAGCGACAGCGAGGAGAACGCCAGCACGCACAGCGCCGACCUGCACGUAGAGGGCAUCCACGACCACCGCAAUGAGGAGGACCGCCUUACUGAGGCAGAGAAGAACGAACGCGUCCAGAAACAGCUGAAGGCCCUGACCUCAGAACUGGCUCAUGCGCGUGAUGAAUCCAAGAAUACCGCCAACGACCUCCUUCACACCGAGAACGUGCGAGCCGGCCGAGACAAAUACAAGACCCUGCGACAGAUCAGGCAGGGCAACACCAAGCAGAGGAUCGACGAGUUCGAAGCCUUAUAAGGAGCCCUCUGGAAACGUACCCUUUCUGAAUGGUCACUACAUCUCGCUCUUCAGAUGCCAGAACAACACACAAUCAAACUCGGACAUGUUUAACACACGGCUACAGACUAAACUGGAGCAGUAUAAGCAGAGCAGAAGCAUCACUUACAGAUAAACUCCUGCCGUUAUGAUCGUGUCCUGCUAGAUGCAGGGCUCCGAAAACCCUCUGCAGAAAUAUUAGUGCCAAAACCAUCUUUUUUGUCUCUUCUUAGUGUUUCACAUCCUGUUUGUGUAUUUAAUUGUGUGUAAUUUGAUCAAUUCAGACCAAAAUCAUCUGUUUUUAACCAGAGGUGUGACAAAGUAGGGGGGCUGGUCACAUUUUUUUAAAGUAUUUUAUGAUGUAAACAGAGAAAAUAUAAUCAGAUCCUGACUUCUUUUUGAUGUCUGUCGGAAGAAAAGGACAGUUUGUUGUUUAUAGCGACCACUCAGAAAGGGGGAAUGAGCAGGAAAAUGUUUUUUGUUUUCCUUUAUAUUUGAACACUUCCAUUUAUGUUUAAUAUUGCUAUUCUGUAGGUAAAAAUCAUGCCUAGUUUGAUAUUUAUACUGUAUAUGGGACAUUAAAAAGGGUAUUUCAUUUUGGUUUGUAUAUUUUUGCUAUCUUCUGAUAACAGAAACAUUGAAUAUGUUUUAAAGAUUUUAUAUAUUGACCAAACAAUAAGUCUUACGUUCCAUAUGUUUUCCUUUAGAUCAAUAAAUUAAAGAAAUUUAAUUGUAAAUUAUUUUUUACUGUAGGAAUUAUAUUCAGCUGCAUGCUAUUAAAAUUAGUUCAGAAGACCUCUAACUAUCUAGGUACUCUUUUUAUUUGCCAUGCAGUUCACAGAAUCCUGCGAUGCAUCUUCAUCUUCAGAGCAAGUUUGAGAUUUUUAUUUCUGUCUGUUCUGCAUCAUGUCGCUGCAGAGUGAGAGAUGAACAUGUGAUGUUUGCUUUUACCCUCUAAAGUGGCCUUUGGCUGCCCCUCUGCAAGGGUCAGUCCCAGACAGCUGCUCCACACUUCUCAGCCAGGGUGCAUAGUCACAAAAAAAAAACCCAGGCAGUGUAAAGCCAACCUCUCACUCUCCACUCUGGACAUUUAUUAGUAUUUACUGCAAAUGGAAACUCGCAGCUCUGCUGGACUUUGUAUAUGAACAGGUUUUUAUAAUGAGGUGUUUAAAAUAUUGGCAA
Molecule: messenger RNA, 3187 nt
Organism: Archocentrus centrarchus (flier cichlid)
Lineage: Eukaryota; Metazoa; Chordata; Actinopteri; Cichliformes; Cichlidae
Gene: ezrb
Product: ezrin b
Cellular component (GO): cytoskeleton
Molecular function (GO): actin binding
Source: RefSeq, a predicted model, not a curated record